Molecule: messenger RNA, 1640 nt
Organism: Oncorhynchus kisutch (coho salmon)
Lineage: Eukaryota; Metazoa; Chordata; Actinopteri; Salmoniformes; Salmonidae
Product: interferon alpha-inducible protein 27-like protein 2A
Exons: 7
Coding region: 1067-1372 (101 amino acids)
Biological process (GO): intrinsic apoptotic signaling pathway; release of cytochrome c from mitochondria
Cellular component (GO): mitochondrial membrane
Source: RefSeq, a predicted model, not a curated record
GCGGAGUUCCAUUGCUAUCUUCAAUCAUGUCGAGGCGGGCAGCAUGAAGGUCUCGUCAUUGAUUUUGCUGGAAAGGGGAGAAAUUGUGCUUUAUAAUGGUAUUCAUAUUACAGUUGAUCUGGAAGUAUUAAAGCGCUAAAAUAAGGUCAAGUGUACGGAAUAUAGCGAUGUACAAAAGUUCGAUGUUUAGUUAGCUUAGCUAGCUGCAAGGAAACAACCAAUGAACAUAACUUAUUCAUUGCCUCCCGACGUGGAGCCCAGUUUCGUAAUAUGACCAUAUUCCCGAGCAGCUUGCCGUAGUUUUGAAGUAAUCACGAAAAAACAGGCCUUAUUUGAGUUUAUUUCCCACCCUGCCAGCUCCUAUUAGUUCCAUAGAUAUUUUGUACAACGUCGACUUCCUACCUAAUACAUAGCGUCCUGUCAGCCUGACUAGCCUCGAAGUCACUCGUUUUAUCAUUAUCUCAGUAUAUUAAUCAUAUUCCUAUAGCUUUUUUAUAAUUCUUGUUGAAAAUUCAGUUUAUCCGUUCAGUUAGUGAUUUUUGCAAUUCGAUUGUGUUCUGUGUCUUUUGUCUCUUAGCUAGCUAUUAACGCCCUAACUAGUAAGGUGGCUAGCAAUUAGCCAACGCCCUCCCUUACCAACCAUGGCAGUGUUAUACUUAAGGCGCGUCCAAGAGCUGCCAAAUAUAAGUGAGGGAUGUACAUCGUCUGGCCAAGACAAGUAGCAAAGCACUGAACUUCAAGUUGGAAAAAGGACUCAAACUUUGUCUCCGGUUACCUUUACAACUAUGAAGUUUUGAACAGGGACAGAGUGACAGGAGAGGUCAGCAUAAGGGCUUGCUGCGACAGGUCCAUGAGGGAAAAUGAGAAACCACACAGUUUGUGUAGGGUGACGCAUAGUUCACCAUAAGGAGACCCCACCAUUCCCUUCACUGCCCCCGAAUAGCUACAGACUGGAGAGCAACUUUUAAGGCUGCACAUUUGUGUUCAGUGAAGACCAUCUUCACAUAGACUAUUCAGCCUACCACUGAACAACACCUAAAACGGGAAGCUAUUUGAAUCCAAGAAAAUGGUGUCUGUAUCUGUGAUUGCCAUGGCAGUUGGAACUGGUACGGCGGCAGUGCUCAUUGCCCCUGUUGCUUUGGGAGCGAUGGGAUUCGGUGCUGCUGGGGUUGCAGCUGGAUCAACCGCAGCAGGCAUGAUGUCUUCUGCAGCCGUGGCCAAUGGAGGUGGGGUAGCAGCAGGGAGUCUUAUUGCUGCUCUACAGUCAGCAGGAGCUGCAGGACUCACCGGUGUGGCCACAGCUGCUGUGGGAAGUGUUGGCGCGGCAGCGGGUGGAGCGCUGGGAUGGGUGUCCUCUAAGUUCAGGGGGUGACCUCAAUAUUCAGCCGUAUUGACGCUGGGGUCUCAUCCUCGCUAUGAUUACAUUGAUAUUAAAAUUGAUUAUACUUCAAAUGUGUCUUUGUCCCCAUACUGUAUGUGCUGAGCUUUAGGAUAGAGAAGUUGACUAUAGCAUAGUGUUGAAGCUACUGAAUGUUUCCUUUGAUUUCUGACUGAUAAAGAGGAUGUGUUGAUUAGUGAAUGUGAAAGAUCAGUGAGUAUUGCAAUGCCUUGCUGAAGUAAAUAUAUUUUACAUUUGUCAA